Molecule: messenger RNA, 1878 nt
Organism: Dictyostelium purpureum
Lineage: Eukaryota; Evosea; Eumycetozoa; Dictyosteliales; Dictyosteliaceae
Product: SH2 domain-containing protein
Exons: 4
Coding region: 236-1756 (506 amino acids)
Biological process (GO): protein phosphorylation
Molecular function (GO): protein kinase activity; ATP binding
Source: RefSeq, a predicted model, not a curated record
GUGUUUCAACCUAACUUAUUUAUAAUAUAAAUUAUAUAAAAAAAAAAAAAGAAAGGAAAAUAUAUCUAUAGAUAUUUUCAAAACAAUAAUAAUAUUUUUAUAUAAAUAUAUAAUAAUAAACAGUAUAUAAUACAAUAUAAUAUUAUAAGUGUAUAAAUAAUAUAUUUAUAUAAACAAUACAUAUCUUUUUUUUAAUUAAACAAACAGAAACAAAUUGUUGUAAAAUAAAAUAAUAAUGGAUUCAAGCUUAGGCAGUGCUUACCCAGAUGAACGUAGUGGUCCACCAGAAAUUAGACCAGAAGAAAUUAAUUUUGAAGAGUUAAUUGGUACAGGUAGUUUUGGUAAAGUUUACAAAGGUAGAUGCAGACAAAAGGCUGUAGCUGUAAAAUUAUUACACAAACAAAAUUUCGAUGCUGCUACAUUAAGUGCCUUUAGAAAAGAGGUUCAUUUAAUGAGUAAAAUCUACCAUCCAAAUAUUUGUCUUUUUAUGGGUGCAUGUACUAUACCAGGUAGAUGUGUUAUUGUAACAGAAUUGGUUCCAAAAGGAAAUUUAGAAACACUUUUACACGAUCAAAAAAUUCAAUUACCAUUAUAUUUAAGAAUGAGAAUGGCAAGAGAUGCAGCACUUGGUAUUAAUUGGUUACAUGAAUCCAAUCCAGUUUUUGUACAUAGAGAUAUUAAAUCAUCAAAUCUUUUAGUUGAUGAAAAUAUGAGAGUUAAAAUUUGCGAUUUUGGUCUUAGUGCAUUAAAACAAAAACAUAAAAUGUUAAAAGAUCAAUCAUCAGCCAAAGGAACACCAUUAUAUAUGGCACCAGAAGUUAUGAUGUUUAAAGAAUUUAAUGAAUCAAGUGAUGUUUAUUCAUUUGGUAUUGUAUUAUGGGAAAUUUUGACAAGAAAAGAACCAUUUUCACACCACAGAGAAUUAGAGAAAUUUAGAGAAGCUGUUUGUGUUAAGCAUGAACGUCCACAAAUUCCACCAGAAUGUUUAGAUAGUUUAAGAAGAUUAAUUGAAAAAUGUUGGGAUAAAGACCCAGCAGCUCGUCCAACCUUUAAAGAUAUUAUCAGUUCAUUAGAUCAAGUUAUUAUUGAUGCUGCUAUCUCUGAUAUCCAAGGUAGAGAUUUUUGGAAAAAAAGUUUCCUUACCGAGCAAGAAGUCCCAUGGGAAGCUUUCAUUGAUGCUCUUUGCACAUGGUCAAAAUCAGUAACACGUACUCAAUGUGAUAAAACUUCAAUUGACUACUUAAAUAUUAAAUGUUUAAAGGCUGUUCUCGCAGAAUCACCAAAAUCAGAAGGUACAGGUGUUGAAACUGUUGUAAACAUUGAAAAGUUUGGUAAAAUUCUCGAAUUCUUUGGACCAGUACCAGAGCCAGCACCAGGUCGUUCAAUUAUGGAUACUAUUAGAGAAAUUCUUUCAACAAAAUGGUUCCAUGGUGAUCUCGAUACUACCGAAGCUGCCUCCCGUCUCAAUGGUCAACCAGUUGGAUCUUUCCUUAUUCGUUUCAGUUCAACCAAUGCCGGUUGUUUCACCAUCUCACAAGUUGUCGAAGGUGGUUCAAUUAAACAUCAAAGAGUUUCAAGACAAGGUUCUAAAUUUGUUUACCAAAAUGUUAUCUACAACAACUUAAUCGAAAUUGUCACUAAAAAUGGUGGUGGCACAAAUGGUGACGUUAAACUCGAUGCUGCUUUUGGUGUAACCAAUUAUAAAUUCUUAGCAUUAUUCUGUGUUGUAUCAAAAGAAUCUGAAGUUUAUGGUUAAAAUAAUAAAUAAUAAUAAUAAUAAUAAUAAUAAUAAUAAUAAUAAUAGUUAAUAAAAUAAAUAGUAAUAAUAAAAUAUUUUUUUUCAAUUAUAUAAAUUAUAAUUUAAAUCAUUAAAACUCC